GUGGUAUUUUAAGGGUUAUUUACUUAAUGGGCCUAAUUGUGGUCACACUCUUUGAGGCGAAUCGCAUCCGUGGAUGUAAACAAAACUUUUUCAAGAUGAUAUUCCAACGCGCCAUUUUGGAUUUCGCGGCAAAGUCUGAACUCGACCAAUCAGACACAAGCUUCGGUGACGUCAUGGUUUUGAAUAAGCGCUAAAAAUGGCGGCCAUGUUUGUUGUGAAUAAGUUUUUGCAAGAUUAUGAGUGACUUUGCAGACAAACUUGCCUUUCCAAGGCCUGUUUCGGCUAAGAAAAAAGGUAAACACCAGCUGUACUCGCCUUUUGUGAGUUGUGCAAGGUUACGGAAGGUGCAGGAGCUGUUAAGGUGCGAUAAAAAUCAACUUUCCAAGAUAGAUGGCAUCCUCUGUAUACUUGGUAUUGAUAGCAGGUACAAUGGUGGAACCAAAAGCCUUCUCAACUACUUACUCUUUGGCUUUUGUAAACUCACACCAGUGGAUUUUAGUGGAAGUAAAAUUACAGAAGAGGAGCUAGAAGACAUUCUGGUUGUUGUGAAGGCAGAAAGUGUUCAUGUGUACUGUAAUCCAAUCAACUAUCCUCUGCUGCUGCCACGCAUUGCACAUUGGAGGAAUCUACGUGUCCACUGCCUUGACAAGGAACUGUAUAUAGAUAAUGAAGAGAAGGCUGAAGAAUUCAAGAUUCUAAGUUUCAUAUCCAUGGUAGAGGGGUGUGAUUGUCUUGGUAUACCAUAUGGAGUACCCACCCCUGGUGAUCAGCAGCCUUGUUUUGACCCAUUUGUUUUGGAAAAAUGGCCCCUAAUUCAAGCAUUUGCACUGGAGGGUUUUGGCAGUGGGGGAUUUUUCACUAUGAAGCACAGGGUCAGUGAUGUCACUCAAGAACUGGACCAGAUUUAUGGCUUGUUGGACGCUGUGGCUGUAGAAACCCUUAUCACGGAGACUCUUCCUUUGUUUGAACGUCAUUGUAAAUCCAUUCUUUCAAAUGUGGAUGCAGAGAGCCCAACUGAGCUUCUUAAAGUAACAGAGAGAAGUUUGAGCGAGCCCAUUGUGAGUUACUUUACUCAUGGACACAUUGUCGACAGGAGCAGUGCUAAGAGUUCCCCAGAAGAUUCUCAACCUUUUGUUCUCCUGGGAGCCCACUCCACAAGAAAAAAUAUACACAGUUGCGAAAAAACCACUUCUAAUAAUAACACUGCAAUUGGAAAUAGUGGCAUUAAUGGUGCUCCUGCUAAACAUAUGGUCUCUUUUGCUGUGGAACCUAAAGGAAGAAUAACUUGUGCAAGAACAUAUUUUCUACAAACUGAAUGUGCACUAUGUUCAGUGAGCGAUGCAGCAAAGAAUGAGUCAGUUAUGCAUAGUAAGGACUUGAGGCUGCUAAUGGAACUUUAUCUUCUGUCAAUUAAUGCUGUGUUGGAAGGAGUCAAGACAUUUUCACAAACAUUUAAUGAAAGAAAGAGUUACUCAAGUGUUCUGUCAGAGCUCAAGCGAGGUUUGGAAGAAAGACAUAUUGAAGUGAAAUCUUCCUUUUUAUCCAACAAUGUGAAGUUUUCUGUGGAAGCUUGUGAUUUUUAUGGGAGGAGUGUUGAUUUACAUGAGGAUAUACCAAUCUCUGGUAUUAAAAAAGCAUGUCUGUAUUUGUAUGACAUACCAAGUAUAGAGCACCCUGGGCAGAUCUUGGGUUCUGUGGUGUUUGGUGAAUCUUUCCUUGACUCUGCCAUAAGGACACUUGUCCCAGAUGGGUCACACUUAUGGGACACCUCGUUUGUUUUCCUGACAGAAAACAUCCCCAGAUUUGUUACAUGGCAGGGGUAUGGCAAAGACAGACAGAUUUCUGAGGAGAUUGAGUCAUUUGCCAAGUCAAAAGCUGAUAGCGAUGUUUUAGGAAAACAGUUACUGUGCGGUAACCAAGUUUUUAUUUCAAGUUUGGUGAACAGUUGGGAAACAGGUUCGCUGUUUAUCUAUGAGCAAGGCUUUGUGUUUGUUCAUCCCAGAACUGGUUCCAUUGUGCUACAAACGUCCAAGAUAUCUAAACUUCAGUUUUAUGACAAGGACACGUCCUGUGCUCUCCUGAUCAUUUCAUAUCAUCCCAGUUCAAAGGAAAGUCUACCCUAUUACCUUACAGCCAAACAGAGUCACGUGCUGUUGGCUCUCACGCCUCGUUCCAGAAUUUACAGACAAUUUUACUCUGAUGUGAUCCGCCUGUGGAAGGAAAGGCAGCUGCCAAACUUUCCACAAUUUGAAACUGUUGACGAUUUGCCCUACGAUUUAAAAGAACAGCACGUGAAUUUGCAACAGUUGUUAAAGCUUUCAAGAGGAUCGAAUAUACAGGAUCUAUCUACAGCUGAAGUCCUGCUAACAAAUUUAAAAGGUUUCCUGUGUCAUUGCUCCGUGAGCAGUUCGUUUGGUAACACGCCUGUUAUGUGUGAUGGUUUACCUGUGAUUCUAGGAAAUAAGCGUGUAGAACAAGGGAGGCAGUCAAGGGAUUUUGAGUUAUUAUUAACCAUCCUAACUGGUGUCCCUGGUAGCAGUAAAGAGUCUCUGUGUUUAGCUCUUGUAGCACUUGCCAAGGAAAACAGCAAGUGGAUAAUCUUACAGAGGCCAGUCAGUAAUUCAGAUACUUUUGACCCUAAAGUUUUACAAGAAUCACUGACCACAACUUUGUCAAGUCAGCGACGCCUGCAUGCCAGGCUCUCAGCCAGCGGUAGACGACUGCGAGUAAUUGUGGUCACACCAGGGUUCACUGAUGUAGCAGAGGUUAUUCAAGCAAUAAGGACUCACCCUGAUGCUGAGAUGUCCAAGUGUGUCAAGAUUGGUGCUGUCACAUGCUGUGUAGACCCGCUUAAUACCUUUAUGGAGCACAGACUGACAUUGCCUAUGCUACUGGAACAGUGCGCUCAAGGCUGGGUUAACAAUGUUGUGUUUACAAGCUGUUUGGAGCCUCAGAAUGAGCAGCUCAGCUUUGUCCAGAAACUGGUGCGAGCUUGUAACCCGGAUGUGGCUUUUAUUCUCGCUAAAGGAGGGGAAGUUACAAGGACACCUGAUGUUGAGUUAAUUCUGUCAGACAGUGCAUUUGACGAGGACAGGAUGGUACAGAAGAGAGAGCUAAUGUGUCCCGGCUGGUCUUUGGGUUUGUUUUCAACUGGAAUCACAGAACCGCAAAUUAACGAGAUUGGUGUGGCAUUCUAUGGACCACUAAGCAGGCAGAGAUUUGUUUCGAACCUUAAAGCGCUCCAUGGACCCAUAUCAUCCAAGGAGACACAUUCAACAGGGGCAAUUCACAGCCUACAAGGGCAUGCCUGUUUCUCAGAAGAAGAUCCUGAUAAAAAGGUACACGUUCACUGGUCCCGUCUGAAUGGAUUGCUAAAAAUGAGCCCCGUAGACAGCUCUGCUGUUCCGCGACCUCCUUCAGCAAAGGCCCAACAAAAUGGCACUGUGGAGGGAAUCCACGAGUACUUUAUCGUUUUCACUGGAUUUAGUCUUCAAGAACAGGUUUUAAAGGACUGGCUCAAAACCUGUUGUAAACCGGCACCAGGGAAACAGAAGUUAAAAACGCGCGAGGAUCUGUCAGAGAAAGAAAUAGCCAACGUUGGGUCCAAGCACAAGUUUGAUCCACUGCCUCCAGGCUGGUUUUACAAUGGCCUACAUUACGUCAGUCUUACUGGAGACAAGGAUUACAAUCAUCCACUUUUGGGAACAUUCAUAGACCGUUACUUGUUAGAUAUAAACGAAGAAAUCACGAGACAGAACUCUCAGUCAGAUGGCCAUCCUCCUGUUGAUAUAUUUUCCAAGCAAAAGGGCAGCUGUUGAUUUACCAAGUGUGUUGGUUCUGAACUGAAAUGAUCUGUUGACGAUUUAAUUGCACAUGGCUGUUACCGAUAGUUUACUAUUUCAGUGACUGUUUUGAAAUAUAUUUAUUUAGUUUAAGACGUAUUUAUAUUACCGUUCGGAUAUUCUUAAUCGGUUCUCGAUAAAAGUUCUAAAAACCUUUUUAAAAAAAUGAAAAAAGAUAGGAGAAGAUUAACCAAAGAAACAAAAUCUCUGAGGGACGCCGACGUGUGAACAGACAAAUAAAUGAAUAACAUUGAAAUAAACACUUAUAACACAGUUAUAAGUGUUUAUUUUAAUGCUUUGAAUCUUGAGAUUCAUUUUCUUCACCACCACCACCACCCCCCCCCCCACCGGUUUUAAGGAGUGAGCACGCUUGAUACAAUGUAGGAGUAUUUUGAUAUCUAUCUAAAGUAUUUUUGCCAUUCUGUACGAAUUAUCCUGCUGACGUUGACGUCUCUUAUAAGCAGGCUUAAGUUGUGAAGUGUGAACAUUGCAAUAUUUCUUUGGUAUUCAUUAAAUAAUUAUUUUGACCAUGUGGCAAA
Molecule: messenger RNA, 4381 nt
Organism: Pocillopora verrucosa
Lineage: Eukaryota; Metazoa; Cnidaria; Anthozoa; Scleractinia; Pocilloporidae
Product: dynein axonemal assembly factor 9
Source: RefSeq, a predicted model, not a curated record